GAAAGUUUGAUCAUUUUUAACGAAAUUUCUCGUGCACAAAUAUUCACUGGAAAACUUGGCGGCGUUUCAGAGAAUGGAGCCUCGGAGCAAUUUGAACCGGGCCGCCAGCGAGACGAGCAAGCGCAGUUCGCGCAGCGUCAUCACGGGCGACGGCGGCAGCAACGCGGCUCUUUCGGUGUCGCCGGCGCCGGGCGACGAGGACGCCCCCAGCAGCCGAGCACCCAGAGAACAGAAGGUGCUCAAACGACCGCCUAUGAAUUACACCAGUAACUUGGUCUUGCGUCGGAGCCGCACCAAAUGCAAAAACGCCGAGCCGCCGAAAGUGAUCAAGCUGGACGACUUUUGCGACCCGUCCGGCUGCGUCAGCGUCACCUUCGAGCUCUGCAUCAAGGAUGACGGAAAUUUACAAGUUAAGUUGAUCUCGAAAGAAACUGAACACGGGAAGAUCGACAACAUCUCAGACUCAGUCGACGACGAAGAGGCCGCCACCAUCGCCACCGACACGUUCCCACGCGAGAUCCCUGUCCGGGAAUUUUUCACGGAUCCGUCCAUCCACUCCAAAGUCACAGAGCAGAUCAAUUCCUCGGGGAUCGAAAUCGCCGCCGGGAUCGACCCCCAUCACCAUCAUUACAGUCACGACGGGGUCAGCAAAAGCUCGGGCAGUGCUUCACCGAGUCCAGGCCUGAGUGUCACAGCGCAAGAUGGCGAAGACCUGAAACUAUUGUCGGAAUUCGACGACAUCAAGCGGGAAUUGCUCAACAUCCCGGACGUAGAGGUUAUUCGCGGGGGUAAUGACGGUCGGGCUGUCGACGACGACGAUGACGAAGACUUUUUCGAUUGA
Molecule: messenger RNA, 841 nt
Organism: Notodromas monacha
Lineage: Eukaryota; Metazoa; Arthropoda; Ostracoda; Podocopida; Cyprididae
Source: the annotation of a GenBank genome assembly